ACCACAUCAAACAAUAGCGGAAUACCUCAAGUGAUCCGUCCCACACGGCCUGAACCCAACCAGAGGAGAUCCAAGUUUCGCCUGGCUUGCUGUCCGAGCUAUUGUCUCACCGUUUCUCCAUACCUUACGUGGUCCCGUCUAUCUCAGCUUUUCUCCUUGCUGCAUCGGAAGUCGCAAGCACUUAACUCUACCGAUUAUAGGUCAACCACAGGAGGCGACGAACCAUGGCAGAACGUGCUAAUCUGCUCACGCUGAGCAUAGCCCUGAUUAUCGUAAGCGCGAGCGUAGCGCAGGCGUCUCGACCCGCGAGUCUACGGCUGAUAAAGCUGGGAGGAACCGCGCAGGACGCCAAGUGCCUCGAUGGCAGUCCUCCGGCCUACUUCCUUCGCGACGGCUAUGGAUCCGGCGCCGCCAACUGGAUGAUCUACCUGCAGGGCGGCGCGUGGUGCACGAGCAAGGCGGAGUGCGCGCAACGCGCCACCACGCCGCUCGGGUCCAGCAAGUUCUGGCCCGAACCCAGCAGCCGCUCCUUCGCCGGCACGAUGCGGAACAUGAACAGCGCGUUCACGGGGCUGCUGAGCAGCAGCGAGGUGCAGAACCCCGACUACUACAACUGGAACACCGUCAUGGUCGUGUACUGCGACGGCGGCGGGUACGCGGGCACGGCGGGGGCCGUGCGAGUCAAUGCCACCACCACCAUCCACCUCGACGGCCACCGCAUCCUCAAAUCCGUCGUCGCAGACCUGGCGAAGCGCGGCAUGGCGACGGCGAAGCGCGUGCUGCUGACGGGGUGCUCGGCGGGGGCGCAGGCCGUGUCGACAUCGUGCGACGAGGUGGCGGCCGCCGUGCCGUCCGCCAACACCAAGUGCCUCAUGGACGCCGGCUUCUUCCUCGACGGGUGGGACGAGAACGGCGCCCCUGCGUUCCGCACCAUAGCGCAGAAGCUGGUGGAGCUGCACCAGGCGCAGUACGACGCCGACUGCGCUAGAGCAAACCCCAAGGGCGCUCUGUGGAAAUGUUUCUUCCCACAGAACAACCUCGAGUUUGUCACAACCCCCGUGUUCAUAAUUAACUCAAUAAACGACUACACUGCAAUGGACAUCCUCAAUUCCGUGAACAAGGAGUCAAGCACAUCCUCCUCCAACGUCCUCCUGUGCCUGGACGAGCUGCGGCCGUCGGGAGGCACGGCCGGCUAUGUCCCCAGGACAGUGCAGCAGCCUCGGCGCAAGAACGGCAACGCCACGUGCUCCACAGCGGCCCGGGAUGCGUUGAAGCGGUACUCUGAGCGGCUGCAGAACCGCAUUAAGAGCCUGGCCAAGAGGAGACCCAACACGGGCACUUUCAUGCUGGGCUCGGUGGCGCACUGCGUGACGGUGUACCCCACGUGGCUCAAGGUGCAGCGCAAGGGGUACUUCUUGCGCGGCUUAGUCACUGAUUGGCUGAUGAUGGACAAGCGGGUUCAAUUACAACAGCGCCGGGGGAGCACCGCACGGCGCAACUAACAUGAUACUGUAGUAGUACCACCAUUACAUGAUCGAGUCUGUGUGAGCUUCCUGCGCACACCAAUAGUCAUGGCGCCCCUUCCAGGUGCACGCUUGUGGGAGCAACAAUAGCAGGUAGCAGGUAGAAGGUGCCCACAUCACCACCACUAGAACUAGUGACAGGUUAUGCUACAUGUUAAUCAAUUUUGUUUAUGAAAACCCAACAGGCC
Messenger RNA from Closterium sp. NIES-67, 1711 nucleotides. NCBI's taxonomy places the organism in Eukaryota, Viridiplantae, Streptophyta, Zygnematophyceae, Desmidiales, Closteriaceae. The record is from the annotation of a GenBank genome assembly.